UCAGGCUGUGAGGCUCCCUGAGCCCUGAUGUUAUCCGGACCACCACCACAGCCACACCCCUGCUGGAAGGUCGUCAGUGCUGCCUCUCCCAUUGUCUGCUUGCUGGUUCCUCCUGGCUCGUCCCAGUGCCACCUUCUGUGCCUCCUCUCCCUCUGGACACAACCUUGACGCUGCCACCUUGGACAAGAACACUGGUUUCGUUGUGUUUUUGGUGGACUUUUGGCUUCCUGUGUUUCAUGGGCUGUUUGGCCCUCUCUUGGGGGUUGUAUCGACGUCCUCCAGGUGAAGGGAAACCCAUUUAGAUCCCGUCGACUCCUCUCUCUUGAUUUCAGAAUGGUAUAGCUGGUCGUCAGACCCAGCAGUUAUUAGAGACAUUCCCCAAGACUAAUUAAGAUACUUUGCGACAGUGUUGUGUCUUUUGGAGACGCCCCAUAUUAGAAAGCAACUUCUGCAGUCAUCUACAGGAGAUAAUUGUCACUAACUUCACGAAUUAUAACGAAAAUGGAGCCUCACGAGUGUCCAGAUUGUGGAAAAUCAUUUAAUCGUCUGGAUCAUAUGAAGACUCACAUGAGGAUUCAUACGGAUUUUAAACCUUUCGAGUGUCUUGAGUGUGGGAGAAGCUUUAAAGAACGUAGAAGUGUAAUAAGUCACAUGUUAGUGCAUACUGGUGAUAAACCUUACGAGUGUCCCGAGUGUGGCAAAGGAUUCAGUCAAUCUGGCACAAUGCAGAGACAUAGAACAGUGCACAGUGAUGCCAGACCUUUUGAGUGUACCGAGUGCGGGAAAAGAUUCAGUCGUCUUGGAGCUUUGAAGAAUCACAGCAUUGUGCAUUCUGACGAUAGGCCUUUUGAGUGUACCGAGUGUGGAAAAAGGUUCAAAGCCCGAAAUAAUGUUAAGAGUCACAUGCUAGUGCAUACAGGUGAUAAACCUCAUGAAUGUCCAAAGUGUGGGAAAAGAUUCAGUCAACCUGCUCAUAUGAAGGUUCACAUGAUGGUGCAUUUGGGUUUUAAACCGUAUGAGUGUCCUGAAUGUGGGAAAAGAUUUAGUCAACUUGCUCAUGUGAAGACUCACAUGAUCGUUCAUACAGGCGACAAACCUUAUGAAUGUCCAGAGUGUGGGAAAAGAUUCGGCCAACUAGGACAUAUGAAUACGCAUAGGACGCUACAUACGGAUGCUAAACCUUUCGAGUGUGCUGAAUGCGGGAAACGAUUCAGAAAACGUUCCAGUAUAAUAAGUCACAUGAUUGUGCAUACAGAUGAUAAACCUCAUGAAUGUCCUGACUGUGGGAAGGGAUUCAGUCGUCCUGGAGAUUUGAAGACUCACAGGCUGGUGCAUACAGAUGAUAAGCCUCAUGAAUGUCCUGAGUGUGGGAAGGGAUUCAGUCGUCUUAGACUUAUGAAAACUCACAGAUUGGUGCAUUCGGAUGAUAAACCUCACCUGUGUAAUGAGUGUGGGAAAAGAUUCAGUCGCCUUGGUGAUCUGAAAACUCAUAUGAUGAUGCAUUCGGAUGAGAAACCCCACCAGUGUUACGAGUGUGGGAAGAGAUUUAGGUACCGUCGCAGUAUGAGAAGGCAUAUAUUAGUGCAUUCAAGAGAAACACCUGGCAGCUAAUGUCCUAAUUGAGUAAAAUAGUGUUGGUAACCAAAUUAUUUUUAAAAGGCAACAGAUGGUGCUUAUAAACUAUAUAGGACUCAUGAACAUUAUCUUUAAGAUAAAGUCUUAUCACCUUGGCAGUUGGACAUUUUACAAAGAUAUUUUUAUUAAUAGCUUUGUGAGAGAAAUACUUUUGACCACAAACUAGAAUUUUUUCAAGUUGGAAGGCAGUGCUCUGCAACUUGUGACAUUUAAAUGAUAUUUUAGUUUUCUGUUCCAAGGCCAAGGCUGUUCUUGGGAAGACCAAGAUGAGGACCACAUUAUGAGAUCAUAAAGACCUAAAAUCAACCACAGCAACUCCCUCCACACUGUUUGGCUGGAGCACACUGCCAUGGCGAGUACACUGUCAGCGCCUGAAUAUUACCACACUUCGUGCCCCAACCAUGGCAAAGGCAGGGGAGGAGGUGCUCAGUCCUGAAACUGUAUGAUGUGACAGCACAGUAGACACUUGGUGUCAGCAAGUUGAACUUCGGAGCCAAAAAAGUAUAAUUUUAAAAAGGAGAAAUAGCUAAAAAUUUUAAACUGAACACUUUAUUACAAUAUACUGUACCUUGUACAGUAUAGGUAAAAUAAAUGAACCAAACACA
This is a messenger RNA of Procambarus clarkii (red swamp crayfish), 2240 nucleotides long. RefSeq names its product zinc finger protein 708. Gene Ontology annotation, biological process: regulation of gene expression. The record is from RefSeq and is a predicted model, not a curated record. Gene Ontology annotation, cellular component: nucleus. Lineage: Eukaryota; Metazoa; Arthropoda; Malacostraca; Decapoda; Cambaridae.